Drosophila erecta is the source of this 3376-nucleotide messenger RNA. RefSeq lists its product as uncharacterized. Gene Ontology annotation, biological process: lipid metabolic process. Gene Ontology annotation, molecular function: oxidoreductase activity, acting on the CH-CH group of donors. The record is from RefSeq and is a predicted model, not a curated record. The transcript has 6 exons. NCBI's taxonomy places the organism in Eukaryota, Metazoa, Arthropoda, Insecta, Diptera, Drosophilidae. Gene Ontology annotation, cellular component: membrane.
UUUUUUAGAACUAAUACCGCACUUUCCCUAAUUUUGGUAAAUAGGCGCUUCGUUAUGCCGUAAAAGUUAAUUUAAAAUGCAGAUUAUAACACGUUUAGCAAAACUUAUUGGCCGGUAAAAAGUUCUGACAGCUGCCAUGAACUUUAUUUUCGAGUUAAAUUAUUAAGGAGCAUCACUGAACAGAAUAAAAUCCAAUUGAAUGUCCUAAUAGAAACGAACACGGAAACUUUUUAAUUGCGGAGUAGUAAAAUUAAUUCCAACUGAAGUUUAUCCCGUCAAGAGAAAAGUUUUAAAAGCGUCUUCAGACUUCUGAAUAAUGGAAAAUCGUUUAAGCACGUUAAAGUUGCACAACUUUUUAAGUGAAAUGGGCUAAAAGGAGGCGACCGCAAUAUAAACAAUCAUCACAUAAAUACGUAAUCAACAAGCGGCCCCCAAAAAAACAGACAGAGACUCCUUGGCAGGCGGCCAGCGCCACGGACCACCACUCACCAGCCACCACCCACCAGCCACCAGACGGCGAAGGCACCACCCAACCACCCAACCACCGAGCCACCCACCACAGCAUGUAAAGGCCUGUGGGCGGUGGGAGUGGCACACACAGACAGCAGUUCGGAGGCGACUUUGGCUAGGUGUGGAUGAAGCGAUGUGAAGGCACAACAUUUUGCAAUAUUAAAGAACUGCAAAGGGAAGGAGCAGGAGAAGCAGCUGGUGGCCAGGUGGUGGAGGACCAUAACCUGUUGCCGACGCGUCCACAAAUAGAGCGGAUUGGGUGAAAGCCUGUCUGGCUGGGUGAAAGGUGAAAGCCGAGCGCCGCCACAAUGGCCGUAAAUGUACUGGACUACGAUCACUUCGCCAUCAGCGCCAUCGUGGUGGGCAGUCUGCAGCUGGUCUUCUUCCUGAUCAACUCCGUGCUCCAAAUGGACAAGCUGACGGACUUUGCCGGCGGCGUUAACUUCAUCAUCAUCUCCCUGCUCACCUUCUUUCUUGGCCAAAUUGAUCGGCCUUCGAAGGCCUACGACAGUCGGCAGCUGAUGGUCACGCUCUUCGUUUGCCUGUGGGGCGCGCGGCUGUCGGGAUACCUACUAUAUCGCAUCGUGAAGCUGGGCCGCGACAAGCAGUUCGAGGAUACCCGCCGCAACAUCAUUCGCUACGCGGUCUUCUGGACCUUCCAGGCCGUUUGGGUGUAUAUUGUGUCACUGCCUGUAAUAAUAAUAAAUUCACCGCGCCACUCGCAGCCGCGCGCUCCAAAGACCAUGACCACACUGGACUCCACGGGCACGGGCAUGUUCAUCGUUGGAUUGCUGGCGGAGACCUACGCGGAUCUGCAGAAGUUCUCCUUCCGCCAGGAUCCGGCCAAUCAGGGCAAGUUCUGCAAUGAUGGACUGUGGAGCGUGUCGCGGCAUCCCAACUACUUCGGCGAAGUGGUCAUCUGGUGGGGCAUCUUUGCCAUAUCGCUGAACGUGAUCAGUGGCCACGAGUGGGUGGCGAUUGCCUCCCCCAUUUUCACCACGAUGAUCAUCCUCUUCUUGUCGGGGAUUCCCCUUCGAGAACGAAGUGCCGAUGAGAAGUACAAAGACCAACUGGAGUACCGGAAGUACAAAGCGUCCACCUCGCCGCUGAUACCAGUGCCUCCCGCCGUCUACGUGGAGGUGCCCAGUGCCCUGAAGUUCAUCCUGUGCUGCGAGUUCCCCAUCUACGACUCGAUGCGCAUCCAGAAGGACCUCAGUCCCUACUCGCUCUCCAUAGCCCGCUCCCACUCGCACAUCUAGCAGUCAGUGGCCCACUCCAGCAGUGCGGCUGGGGUGGGUCAACUGAAUGCCCAUGGCCACUCGGUGGGUCACUCGCUGCACCGGGGUCAGUGCUAUGGGGCCAAUGGCGGCGAUGCCGAGAGCCACCAGAACUGCGGCGGUAGCUGCCGGAACGUGCACGUCAAAUCGAAUCCGUACCAGUGCGAGGCGGGCUACGGACACUAUCCGGUUUGCCACACGGACGACGACACGGAUGAUGGUAUCAUCUACAUGGACCGCACCCACUUCUACCAUGAACAGGAGGAGCAGCCGCACCUGGCCAAAUCGGUGGCGGUGCCCAGUACGAAGUGCAGCUACCUGGCCGAGGAGGAGCUGGCCUCCGACUAUGAUGAGGAUGUGCCCGCCAUCGAUCUCAGCAAGGCCACCAGUGUGGAGAGCUUCGGCACUCGUGUGCAGACGGAGCAUGCCGUGAAUGCCGAUGGGUUACCCGUAACAGUGACCACGAUUUUGUGAUUGCCACUUUAAGAUUUGGUCCCGAUCAAUGUGAGGCUCGCAUUGGGUUUUUAUAUCGGUUGUACAACAGGGUGGAACUCCUUUGCUCGAGUUUUGUACCUUUGAAAUGGUUAACUUUAAACUGCUAUUGGUGGCAUACAAAUGUCCAGCCAUUUCGUUUUAGCCGUGGCUACUGGGAAGUAAUAUUCUGCUAUAAAGAGAUCAAAUUUAUUUAUUCGCAAUUUGGUAAUAGAAAAAUAUGAUGGGCACAAAUAAAUCAAAUUUAGAAACCUAAUUUCGGUGUGUAAAGGACAAAGCUAGAAGGUGAAAGCCUCCACGAUAAAUGUUCUUGUAAAUAUAAUGAAUAGCCAAAAAAACGUUAAAAGUGCUAGAUAAGAACUUCGUUCCACCCUCUUGUACAGAAUGAAAGCCAGGCUUUAAAGUGCUGGCUUUGGAAUGACUUUUUUUGAAGACGAAUGCCAAAGUACCGCUGCGUACCAAGCAUCUUGGAUAACACUCUAGUCUCUAUGCUACAGUUGCUCAAAUAACUAAUGUGCCUCUUAUGUGCUCUGCGCACCCCUAGAUUGUUGCACUCCUUCAAAGUUUACGCUAGUCUCUGUUGAAUCCUCGUUGCCCCACCACCCCACUUGAUGAAUGAACUUCAACUAUAUAGACCUAUACCUGUAUCUAUAUCUAUAUCUGUAUCUAUUUCCCAACUGCAUAUUUUCGCAUCGAACCGCGAACCGCAAACCGCGAACCACACCCCACCAAACGAAAGGAAUCGAAUCUGAAGCCAUUUAAACUGAAACAUAUCCGAGGCAACGGCAACCCAACCAAAAGGUCGAUUUACACACACAAUAAGUACAAGAAUUGUCGCAGUGAAUUACGAUAGAGGACGUUCGAUAGCCAUUGUUAUUUUAUAUACCGGAAUAUAUAUAUCUGCUCAUGGUAGCUAAAUCGAAAACCGAAAUAUACGUUACCACAAAUGUUCUCCAUAGGUGUACGUGUACGUGUACGUGUCUGUGUCUAGUUGGUGUCUCAAAUGUUAAGCAGUAUUAUACCUAAUGAACGAAUUGUACCUAAUGAUUAUGCUGAGUAUGGAAACUAAUAAACGAAAGCAAAGUAAAUUUAUUUUA